This is a messenger RNA of Bursaphelenchus okinawaensis, 2389 nucleotides long. Lineage: Eukaryota; Metazoa; Nematoda; Chromadorea; Rhabditida; Aphelenchoididae. The record is from the annotation of a GenBank genome assembly.
AUGGCGAUGAUCAAUGUUGUUGUAGCUUUAAUGCUGGUUUCUUGUAAGUUUUUGAUGUUUAUUUGGUCUGCAACAAUAUUUUUAUGCUUUUUGUGUUUUUUUCGUGUUGUUUUAUGUUUGGUUUAUCUGUGUGAGCAUUAGAAUAAUAUUUUUUAAGGCCAGAUUUUAGCUUUUUUAUUAAAAACGGCAAGAACUUCCUUUACAAAGCAAAAAAUGGCAAGAACAUCCUUUGCAAAACCUACAAUGCUUAUCUUAUCCCACUUGAUACCUAAACCAACAUUUUUACAGACAUCUCCGCCGACUCCUUCUUCUUCAACACCGGUGUUCGUCUCAAUGCAGGCCAAACAAACUCGCCAGACCAAUUGGAAAAAGCUCUCAACGAAGCUGGCUUCGAUCUAAAAAUGAAUCCAUUGGAGAAGUUGGCUUUUUCCGGGGAAAGAGACGAGAUCUGUGCCAUUUACCAACAACACAAGCUAAUGGCCAAGAAUAUUGCCUUGAGGGGAAUGUUGAGAAUUGCUUGUGAAUUGAAAUAUGAAGGUAAGAGGAUAUAUUUUAGGUAACAUUUUGACGUACUUUUUGAUUUUUAAAGAAAGUUAUGGAAAUCAUACGUUUUUUGAAAAAUUUUAAUGUUUUGAGGCCUGCGGGUACAAGUUAUACGAUGAAAAAUUAAGCUUUUAAAAAUAAAAGUUUUAAAAAUAAAAAAUUUUAAAUGGUGUACUUAAAAAUCGGCAAAAUCACAUUUUUGCAAAGCAUAUCACACGACAAACCAGUUUCGAACUCGAGAUGACCAGUAAGAAUCUGAUGGUCGUAAUGUUUUUAAUGUUUUGCUUGAAGAGCGGUCAUUUCGGAUGAGUAGUAAUCUGUCAAAUGUCUUAUCUUUUUUAGUUUUAGCUAGUUUUUAAACGUUGAUAUGAUUUAUGACAUAUUUUUUUGCUAAUUGUCUUUGUAAGAAUGUUCUGCAGGCUGCGGGAGACAUUUUAUACGAUAAAAAAGUUGAAGUUUGAACUUUUUUAAAAAUUUGUUGGAGUUUUUGGUUUUGUAAAAAAAGUUUUUGUUAUUUUUUGUUUUGUAGAAAGUUUUUGCAAUUUUUCGUUUUGUAAAGAAAGUUCUGACAUUUUCUAAUUUGUAAAGAAAGUCCUUGCAAUUUAAACACGUUUUAACUCUAACCAACAUUUUCAGCUCUGACCCAAAACUCAGAAUGCCUUCAAGGCAUGGAAGAGUCUCUGGAGCCUCAAUGUGAACGUGCUUGCCUUCGAAAACAUUCGAUUUCAUCGGCCGAAGGCCAAUGUGAUGCCGUUUCAUGUACUGCCAAUUGUGUUGGUGCUCAAAUCAAGGAGUGCGGAGCUGAGAAUGGAGAAGAUUCUUUAAAUACCUUCUACUCUGAAUUGAUGGGAGCUCAAUUGGCAUGGAGUUGGGGCUUGGCUACGGCCGAAGAGGUUCAAUCGACCGCUGAAACUGGGCCAGCUGCUUGUGGAAAGAUGGUCAAUUUGGCUUGUAAGUUGGGUUAUUGAUAAGGUAUAGAGGAUAUGCUAGGGUAAUGUAUGGUAGAGUAAGGUAGGUUAGGGUGGGGUAUGUUAGGGUAGGGUAAUGUAUGGUAAAGUAAGGUAGGGUAAUGUAGGACAGGGUAGGGAAGAUAGUGACUCUGACAACGUUGUAAAACAAUUUAUCAACGAGUAAUGAGUAGCUCGAGUGACCUUGUGCCACUUCCGUUUCGUUUUUUUGUAGUAUUUGAUAGUAGUGUAAUAUCAGGAAUGUAGUAAAACUUUAACUUGAUUAGAAUGCACUUAUAAUUUUAAUGGCUCUGCUGCAGAUUUUCGAAAUUUAAAGUUUAGUAUAAUCGAUUUUAAUUGGAUUAAUAGACUAUAACUACUGGGCAGGGUAGGGGGCAUGAAAUGGUAGGAGUUGCUGAAGGAUAGGGGUAGUAAUAUAUCAGUCCUACUCCUACCGUUAUACAUAACGGUAGGAGUAGGACUGAAGGUAAGAGAAGGGACAAUUUAGAGGUAGGAGCAAUAAUAUCAGCAGGGUAAGGUAAGGGUAAUGGUAAAGGUUGGGGUAGGGUAACGUAGGGCAUGAAAGGGUAGAUGUUGAGGUAGGGGUUGGGUUAAGAUUUAGGGUAUAAUAGGGUAGAGUAGAGUAGGGUAAUGUAGGGUAGGGCCGGGUCGGGUAGGAUAGGGUAUAAUAAGCUAGGGUAGGGUAGGAUGGAAUAGGGUAGGGCAGAGUAGGGUAGGGUACUGUAGGGUAGGAUGAAGCAUAAUAGGUCUCUGCAGGGUCGGAUAAAGAUAGGGAUAUAUCCAAAAAACCUUUAAUCUAUGACAAUAAAAUUUUAGUGACAGCUCUCGAGUCGCAUGAGAUCAUGCCAAAACAAUCGAAAAAAGCCCUUUCCAAGUGA